This is a messenger RNA of Macadamia integrifolia, 1619 nucleotides long. Its product is annotated as zinc finger CCCH domain-containing protein 48-like. Lineage: Eukaryota; Viridiplantae; Streptophyta; Magnoliopsida; Proteales; Proteaceae. The record is from RefSeq and is a predicted model, not a curated record. Gene Ontology annotation, molecular function: protein binding.
UCAGUUUAGAUGCAGAGUUUCUAAUAAUAAAGCCAAUGCCUCCCUUUUUUCCAAUCAUGAGAUAAAAAUGCAUCACAAUUCAAUUUGAUCGAUUUUCCAAUCGGAUCAAUUUGAGGUGACAAAUGUGAAGACUCCUAAGACUCUUCAAAUUCAGAAGUUCCCCACUUACAGACAUCAUUGGGAGAGAGAUUAGAUCGAUUAUAUAGGAAUUCAUUGAGAGCCCACCAUAUAUCGUAGCAAAGAAAUGAAACAACGAUGGCAAUUGAUCAACCAUUCAGCUAUCUUCAGAUUGAAUCUUCACUCAAGAAGAGAGCCAAAUGAGAAGUGUCAAAGACUGGGAUCUCUCAUUGACUCGCGCAAUGAUGGAAUUUAUAAACUCUGUUUCCUUGCUUUAUAGUCCAUGGAGGAAGCUAUUUUGUUAGAGUUUCGGAACUGGAACCGCUUGUCGGUGUCGAUCUCUGUUCUGCGUCUUCUAAAGGGUUUUAGGGUUUUCCCUUCGGCUACUUAUUUUUGGAAUGCUCGCAAAGAAGGUUAUUACCGGUGUUGCUCUUCCAUCCGGUUCUGAUAAGCUUUAUUCUUCUAGCAAAGAUCAAUCUGUACGUGCUUGGGACUGUCACACUGGGCAGUGUGCUGCUGUGGUCAGUUUGGGUGGUGAAAUUGGAUGCAUGAUGAGUGAAGGGCCGUGGCUUUUUGUUGGCAUUCCAAACUCUGUUAAGGUGUGGAACACCCAAACUGCCUCUGAUUUUAGUUUCAGUGGACCUGUUGGACAAGUGCAUUCCCUUGUUGAGGGAAAUGGGUUACUUUUUGCUGGAACCCAGGAUGGUAAAAUACUGGCAUGGAAAAUCGAUGCUACAAGAAACUGCUUUCAACCAUCUGCAUCACUUGAGGGUCACAGUCUUCCUGUUGUUUCAUUAGUUGUUGGAGCUGAUAGGCUGUACUCAGGCUCAAUGGACCAUACGAUAAGAGUGUGGGACCUAGAAACUUUACAAUGUAUCCUUACACUGACAGGCCAUACAUCAGCUGUGAUGUCUGUUCUUUGUUGGAAGGAUUAUCUAUUAUCAUGUUCACUUGACAAAACAAUAAAGGCGUGGGCUGCUACAGAAAGUGGCAACAUUGAAGUAUUCAUACACAAUGAAGAAAAUGGUGUGCUCACCCUUUGUGGAGUCCAUGAUUCACAAGUGAAACCUGUCCUGACGUGUUCAUGUGAAAAUACUGUACACAUUUAUGAUUGUGAUGCAACUUAGAGACCUUGGUUUCGUUUUUUCCCUGCUGAUGGCCAUGCCGAAGGUGGAGAAUUGAAUCAAAAUUUGGUUUGUAUCUCCGUCCAUACCUGGACGUUAAUCCUGUAUACAAUCAACAGUAGCAUUAUUUGUGAAAUAGUCUCCUGUAAUUUUUGUUGGCAUGAAUAUUUUUUGGUCAUGGAUGAUGCCUUCCCAAUUGGAAGAAGGUUUGUGCCGAGAUUAACCUGAUUUAUAAUGGAAAUUCAGUUCAAGCAAAGCUCUGAACUUUAUUUUUUACUUAAUUUUUUUCUAUUUUUCAUUACCUCCUGUAUUUUUUAGAGGUCAAGUGGACAGUUUCAGAGAACAUCAGUAAAUAAAGUGAAUGAGAUUGUUAAUUGA